Molecule: messenger RNA, 723 nt
Organism: Sardina pilchardus (European sardine)
Lineage: Eukaryota; Metazoa; Chordata; Actinopteri; Clupeiformes; Clupeidae
Product: neuronal pentraxin-2
Exons: 4
Coding region: 1-723 (240 amino acids)
Source: RefSeq, a predicted model, not a curated record
AUGACAGCGGUCACCACGACGACCACGGCCAUCCUCCUGCAACAGGUUAUGGUAAACAGCCGCCAAGAGGACCGCCUCGUGGCUGGUCGUCCCAACGUCAAGAACCCGGACGCCUUCCAGAUCGGCUUCCCCAUGCGAACCAACUACAUGUACGGCCGCAUCAAGCGCACACUCCUGAACGAGAUCUUUGCUCUGACGGUGUGUCUGUGGUUGAAGGGGGGGAAUGGGCCGGGCAUAGGAACCCCCUUCUCCUACUCAGUUCCCGGCCAGGCCAAUGAACUAGUGCUCAUCGAGUGGGGCAACAAUCCAAUGGAACUUCUGGUCAAUGACAAGGCUGUGACCCUGCCUCUCUCGAUAACGGACAGCAAGUGGCAUCACCUGUGCAUUACCUGGUCCACACGGGACGGUGUGUGGGAGGCUUACCAGGAUGGCGUGAAGAGAGGCUCAGGAGAGAGUCUGUCCGCAUGGCACCCCAUCAAACCUGGCGGAGUUUUCAUCCUUGGCCAGGAACAGGACACUCUCGGUGGAAAGUUUGAUGCCACCCAGGCAUUUGUGGGUGAGAUGUCCGAUCUACAGCUGUGGUCUCGAGUGCUCACACCUCAGGAGAUCAACAACCAAGCCUCUUGUCGGUCCCACUUAACAGGGGACAUCAUUACAUGGAUGGAGUCUGUGGUGGAGUUGCAUGGCGGGGUCACCAAAUACCCUUUCGACCCCUGCCACUGA